This is a messenger RNA of Hemisphaericaspora subhashii, 687 nucleotides long. RefSeq lists its product as uncharacterized. The coding region runs from base 1 to 687 and encodes 228 amino acids. The record is from RefSeq and is a predicted model, not a curated record. Gene Ontology annotation, cellular component: mitochondrion. Lineage: Eukaryota; Fungi; Ascomycota; Pichiomycetes; Serinales; Debaryomycetaceae. The transcript has a single exon.
AUGAUGUUUAGAAAUGUUAUUAAAUCAGGCAGAGUGAUAUCGCCAAACACCUUUAUAAAUCCAUCAAAAUCAUCACCAAUAUCAUCCAUUACAAUUCUUCGUCCGUUUCAUACAACAUUAAUAAAUCAAAAAAUCUUUACAAAACCAAAACCAAAAGAAACAACGAGAGAAGUAUAUGAAAGUAUAACCAAACAUCCAAUUCUUUUAAAAUUACCCAGAUUCACACAUAAAUAUGCUGCUGGGUUUUUAGAACGACCAAUUUCAAAUGGGAUAGCAUUCACGAUCUUACAUGAAGCAUCUGCAAUUAUACCAUUACUUGGAUUAUGGUAUCUUUUCCAUAAAUUUCCCGGAUUGGUACCCGUGGAAAUCCCCGGUUGGGCGAUUGAAAAAGUGGAUAAAUUGAUUGAAGAUAAUUUUCAACAUUUCGAAUUUUCCGGGAGUGAAGAUAAAUUACAUUUUGCAAUGGAAGGGGCUUUAGCUUAUAUUAUUACCAAGUUUUUAUUGCCCUUGAGAGUGGUUUUCAGUCUUUGGGGGAUGAAUUGGGUUUCUAGAUGGUUUGUAUAUCCUUUUUAUAAUGCGUAUCAACAUUAUAUUGUAAAUAGAGGUAAGGAACCAAAGAAGAAAGGAGAAUUUCAAUAUGAAAUUAAGAAACAAGAAACUAAAGAAUUAAAGAAACCGAGAUUGUAA